UUGUCCAUGUCUGAGAAGGAGAAAAACAACAAGGGCUACGUCAACCAAUACGGCCUUUCGCGCAAGCAUAUAUUCGAGAGUGUGGACAACAGUUUGAAGAGAUUGGAUCUUAAGUAUGUCAACCUCCUCCAGAUCCAUCGCUUUCACCUAAACACUCCUGUCAAAGAGACAAUGGAAGCUCUUCAUGACCUCGUCAAG
This is a messenger RNA of Aureobasidium subglaciale EXF-2481, 198 nucleotides long. RefSeq lists its product as uncharacterized. NCBI's taxonomy places the organism in Eukaryota, Fungi, Ascomycota, Dothideomycetes, Dothideales, Saccotheciaceae. The record is from RefSeq and is a predicted model, not a curated record. The annotation marks the transcript as partial. The transcript has a single exon.